Molecule: messenger RNA, 1889 nt
Organism: Spea bombifrons (plains spadefoot toad)
Lineage: Eukaryota; Metazoa; Chordata; Amphibia; Anura; Pelobatidae
Gene: FEZF2
Product: FEZ family zinc finger 2
Exons: 5
Coding region: 230-1543 (437 amino acids)
Biological process (GO): regulation of transcription by RNA polymerase II
Cellular component (GO): nucleus
Molecular function (GO): RNA polymerase II cis-regulatory region sequence-specific DNA binding; DNA-binding transcription factor activity, RNA polymerase II-specific
Source: RefSeq, a predicted model, not a curated record
UCAGACUCCUUCAAGUGACUGUGAUUCCAUGUGAUGUCAGUUAAAUGCUACAGAGAGUGAUCUCACAGUGAAGAUGCUGGCUAUCAAAAUGACAGAGGCUCCACAGAGCACCCCUCAAAGCUCAUCAUCUGCUCUCUAGAAAGGCUUUUCUGGAAUGCAGACUAGAACAGAGUGAAGAUUUGGCUGCACCUUCUCUCUCUCACUCUCUCUCUCUCUCGGUGCCACAAGCAUGGCUAACUGUGGCUCAUUCGAGACACUUAAAGCUCCCUGCCAAAGACUGGACACAAGAAAUGGGGUCUCCAGCACCCCCAAGACCCUGGCUUUCUCCAUUGAAAGAAUUAUGGCAAAGAAUUCAGAUCCUAAACCUACCUUUCUUGAGUCAAGCCAUCCUUUAGAAACAGAAAACAAGAAAAUUCUCAAUCUCUGCUCACCCAUUCCCUGCAUGAUCCCAUUUCAAUCUCUGAAUUAUGAUGUCCACACCAAGACCCUCCUGAACUAUACUGAGAUGUGGAAGACAAGUUUGAGGGGUGCCCUGUGCAAUUCCACCAGUGUCUGCAAAACCAGCUGUGGUCUCUGCUCCAAAUCCGAAUUAAAUAUGGGACAUUUGGCUCUGUCAAGCAGCAGGCUUAUCAAACCCCAAGUUAUUAACCAGACUGUGGGGGUCCCUCCAAAUGGAUCAUUAUAUUAUUUCAACUACCUGGACUCUUCUUACCAGACAAGUGAUAUUAUGAAUGGGGAUCUCAUUUCUUCAAGUCUUUUAAAUGCACAAACUCCAGCUACCCUGACAGCUCAACAGAAGAUGUUUUUACUUGAAAACACAAAAUUUAGCCUUUCCACAGAAAAAUUCCCCAAUCCUCAGUAUCCCCAUAAGGAAAGACUCCCAGGACACUUGGACCAAGUUAUGAAGGAAAAUACAGCCUUAUCAGUGGACAGAAACUCCAAAACCCACAGCAAAAUUAAUACUUCCACUGGUGCAGACGGGAAACCCAAGAUCUUCACUUGUGAAAUUUGUGGAAAGGUUUUUAACGCACAUUACAACUUAACUAGACACAUGCCGGUUCAUACGGGAGCCCGACCGUUUGUGUGCAAAGUUUGUGGCAAAGGGUUUAGACAAGCAAGUACACUUUGCAGGCACAAAAUCAUUCAUACCCAGGAAAAGCCUCAUAAAUGCAGUCAAUGUGGAAAAGCUUUUAAUAGGAGUUCCACCCUAAACACGCAUAUCAGGAUCCACGCAGGGUACAAACCUUUUGUUUGCGAGUUUUGUGGCAAAGGAUUUCAUCAAAAAGGCAAUUAUAAAAAUCACAAACUCACCCACAGUGGGGAAAAACAAUACAAAUGCACUGUCUGCAAUAAAGCAUUUCAUCAGGUCUAUAACCUAACUUUCCAUAUGCAUACUCACAAUGACAAAAAACCCUUCACGUGUGGCACUUGUGGGAAAGGAUUUUGCAGGAACUUUGAUUUGAAAAAACACGUGAGAAAAUUACACGACAGUGGGACAUCAUCCUGUUCCUUGAAGGAUAUUUCCAGAGCCGGACAGAGCUAAGGGACUGUGUUUCUUCAUCACUGUGAGACAAAAUAUAAUUCCACUCAGUGGAUGGUUUCACAAAAAAACACUUGAUCUUCAGAAAAUUAUUCUUUUUGUGACACUUAUUUUUUUUUUUUUAUUUCUUAAUGUUCCAAUUUGGUUCAGUUUCCUUUAAAAAGGGGGAAAAAAAUAAUUAACGGUCAAAACUAUUUUUUCUAAUUAAUUUACUAUACAAUAUCUUUAAAAAAAAUGUAAAUUGCUCUCCAGGAAAUAAAAUUUAUACAAUUGUGUAAAUGGAAGGAUUUAAUGUACAACUGAUUAAGAAAUUAAUUCUAUGACAAUAAACAGAAGGUUAUUCAAUUCU